UUGCCAUGUCAAGCAUGGUGAUGAUUUGAUCUAUGACCGUUGGGUUCAACCCAAUCUCCAUUUCGAUGUAAGGCAUUGUUGGGCAUUGCGAUUUCUGUACCGCAGCUUCAGCUCACGACUGUGAUUGAUACGUGAAAGAUUCUUCCUAUCAAUGCAGUCAUCCAAGUUCAUCAUUCCGAAUCCUCACUCAACGGCCACAUCCCAGUAGGCGAUCUCGCGAUUCCGUAUCCGAUGUUGCCGACUGAUCAUCUUGUUUAUCUUGUUCAUCUCCCAAGAGCCUCAUAUAUCUUGGCCCAAGCGGCCAACCACUAACGGCUUGGCACGUCUUGCCGGCCCUUUUCUGUUAUCGCACUUCCUUGCUGCCCCCUUUCCAACCAAAACAUUUAAAGGUCAGGAAGGGAACCGUUCUGGAACCAACUGAAUAAGUGGUGAUAUCAACACAUUUCCGAACUAGCCUUACUCAUAUCAUGGUGCCAUACUACAGAACGGGUUGGAGGGCCUUUAUCGAUUCUACUCGCGAUGCUAUCGCGGAAAUCGGUGCCGAAAUCGGCAUUACUGAUGAGCCGGAGAAGAGGGUGAAAUGCCCCAAGAUGGUGUUUGCUCACUACAUGCUAGGACUUACAGUCAAUCAUACUGCUAAGGACUGGGACGACGAGAUUAGGGCUGCCAAGGAGUGCGGCAUCGACGGAUUCGCACUCAACACCGGAUCUCAGGAUCACUGGCUUGAUGAGCAGUUGACUUUGGCGUACCAGGCGGCUGAACGGGCAGGAGGCUUCGUUCUUUUUAUAUCUUUCGACUUUGCGUUUGAGUGGCCAGUUCAGCAGGUCGUUGACUUGAUCAACCGAUUCAAGUAUUCGCCCGCACAAUGUGUAGUCGAUGGGAGACCAUUUGUAUCGACGUUCGAGGGCCCUCAGUGGGCGGACAACUGGCCCUUGGUCCGUCAAGCGACGGGUGAUAUCUUCCUCGUUCCAGACUGGGCCAGUCUUGGGCCCCAUGGAGUUGGCCAGAAGCUCGACAUUAUUGAUGGUGCCUUCUCUUGGGACGCAUGGCCAAAGGGAUGCAAUCACAAGAUGGGACCAGAUGAAGAUCAUUUGUACUUGGAAGCCCUCCAAAUCGAGAAGCCAGGCAUCUUUGGGACACCGAAUAACAAGCACAAGUAUAUGAUGGGCGUCAGCCCCUACUUCUACACCAACCUUCCCCAGUGGAACAAGAACUGGUACUGUUCUAGCGAGUCUCUCUGGUAUGAUCGCUGGCAACAAAUUCUAGAAGUCCAGCCGGACUUUGUCGAGAUCAUCACUUGGAAUGACUAUGGAGAGUCAAGCUACAUCUACGAUCCCCAUCGCGACGACCAAGUUGUGCCAGGAGCAGAUGCUUACGUCAAGGGCUACUCACACGACGCCUACCGUGCCAUCCUGCCUCAUUUCAUCCAGGCUUACAAGGCUGGGAAGACCAAGGUUAAGCCACGGGAGCAUCUUGAAGACGUAGCGAUCGCAUGGUAUCGCAGGACACCGGCCAGUGCUGGUCACCAUGGUGAAACCGUAUGGGGACAAGGAGGCGACGCCUUGGCGGCACAUGGCGCUAAGGACGUGAUCUCCGUCGUUGCUAUCACCAAGGAGGAGAACACAGUGACUGUGACGCUCGGAGACGGGCAACCGAGGGAGUUCCAAACGGUACGGGGAUCUUCGUACUUCGAGAUUCCAUUCGACGAAAACAGCCUUGGCCCGGUGUGGUUGCAGUUGAAUGGUCAGGUCACGGAAGGACCGGAUAUCCAUUGCAACUGCGAAGACAAGGUCAACUUUAAUUCGGUGGUCAUUCAGGUUCCUGACAGGAGGUAAUCGGGGUACGACUGAGGAUGCAGUUGAAUAGUGGGGAAGGUUCAUGAAGGGAUGAACCGGGAAUAUAAUGGCAGCGAGGAUAGAGUGAGACUGGAGGUGAUAUAAUGGUCGAACUUUGUAGACCGAGAGCCACUUUAUAAUACACCAUUUUUUGCGGUCAGUAUUACAAACAUCACGACGGAAAGUGUUUGUUGACUUUGAAUCUGCACG
Molecule: messenger RNA, 2045 nt
Organism: Neurospora tetraspora
Lineage: Eukaryota; Fungi; Ascomycota; Sordariomycetes; Sordariales; Sordariaceae
Product: glycoside hydrolase
Exons: 9
Coding region: 468-1835 (455 amino acids)
Molecular function (GO): glucan endo-1,3-alpha-glucosidase activity
Source: RefSeq, a predicted model, not a curated record